Halichondria panicea is the source of this 447-nucleotide messenger RNA. Its product is annotated as zinc finger SWIM domain-containing protein 7-like. Gene Ontology annotation, cellular component: Shu complex. The transcript has a single exon. The record is from RefSeq and is a predicted model, not a curated record. Lineage: Eukaryota; Metazoa; Porifera; Demospongiae; Suberitida; Halichondriidae. Bases 1 to 447 code for a protein of 148 amino acids. Gene Ontology annotation, molecular function: zinc ion binding. Gene Ontology annotation, biological process: double-strand break repair via homologous recombination.
AUGGAGUCUCUAAGAAGAAUUCUUCAGGGCACUAUUGAUCAGCUCUUGUUGGAAGUGAGGAGAGAGUCACAGAAUAAUCUAGAGGGUCCAUCUCUGCCAGAAAAUCUACUGUCUGCACUUCACUCUGUUUUCCAACAGUCUCUUCUUCAUGCAUUGGACCUUGUGGACAAGAAUCAUGUGAUGUGCUUUGUGUGUCCUGCUGGAAGAGAGCUAUUCCAAGUUCAAGCAAGUGCUGGGAACAGAGUCUACACUUGUCUGGUGUCCAGUAACUACUGCAAUUGCCCCUCAUUUGUGUACAGUGUGGUUCUGAAGGAAGACGCUCUCAUGUGCAAGCAUCUCCUGGCUGUACAGUUGGGACGUGCACUGGAUCGUGUCGAAACAAAGGACAUUUCAGGAGAAGAAUUUGCCAAACUCCUUUCUGCAGACACAGAAACGUUAUUAGCUUAG